CCGUGACAUCGCGGAGUGCUGGGAACCUGCAGAGCUGGCGCUCCAGUCCCUCGGCUUAUUUGCUUCUCAGGUGGUAGCUGGCAGGCCGAUCCAUGCAGAGCCCCGUGCCCGCUGCCGCUCAUUGCUUCAUGCUGCCCCCGCCAGCCUGCCGCCUGUAAUAUGCUCACUCGGAUGAAAUCCGCCGUGGCCAAUUUCAUGGGAGGAAUCAUGGCUGGCAGCGCCGGAUCUGAUCAUGCCAACGGCUCGGAGUUGCCUAUGAGGUUUCCUUAUGUCAGACCUGAGUUCCUGGGACUGUCGCAGGACGAGAUCGAGUGUUCGGCCGACCAUAUCGCCAGACCGAUUCUCAUCCUGAAGGAGACCAAGAGGCUGCCGUGGAGCACGGGCUACGCAGAAGUGAUAAAUGCAGGGAAGAGCACACACAAUGAAGAUCAGGCAAGCUGUGAAGUUAUGUUUGUGAAGAAGAAAACUGGAGUACAAUCCACUCCCAGCAAGACCUCCUCAAACAAGAGAAGAUCAUCCCUACAAAAUGGAGAAGGCCUACAACUGAAGGAAAACAUGGAAGCUGAUGGAAUCGCAUUUCAGUACUGGGCAUUGUUUGAUGGGCAUGCAGGAGCUGGGGCUGCUGUUGUAGCAUCUAAGCUUCUUCAUCUUAACAUCGUGGAACAACUACAGGACAUUGUAGACAUCUUGAAGAAUUCAACAAUUUUACCUCCCACCUGUCUAGGAGAAGUUCCAGAAACAACAUCUACCAAUAAUAGGACUCUAACUAGAGCUGCGUCAUUACGUGGAGCUGCUGGUGCCCCAGGUUCUCCAAGCACGCCUCAAACGCGAUUUUUUACAGAGAAGAAAGUUCCACAUGAGUGUCUUGUCAUUGGAGCUCUUGAAAAUGCAUUUAAGGAAAUGGAUCUGCAAAUUGAGCGAGAAAGGAGCGUUUACAAUAUCUCUGGAGGCUGCACGGCCCUUAUUGUUGUAUACUUACUGGGGAAAAUGUAUGUCGCCAAUGCCGGUGACAGCAGGGCUAUAAUUAUUCGAAAUGGAGAAAUCAUUCCUAUGUCUUCAGAAUUUACACCAGAAACAGAGCGUCAAAGACUUCAGUACCUAGCUUUUCUGCAGCCACAUCUACUUGGAGAUGAGUUCACACAUUUAGAAUUUCCAAGGAGAGUGCAACGUAAGGAACUGGGAAAGAUGAUGCUCUACAGGGACUUUAAUAUGACCGGCUGGGCUUACAAGACAAUUGUGGAGGAAGAUUUAAAGUUUCCUUUAAUAUAUGGCGAAGGGAAAAAGGCCCGCGUAAUGGCAACAAUUGGUGUAACCAGAGGACUCGGUGAUCAUGAUUUGAAAGUCCACGAUUCCAAUAUUUAUAUUAAACCAUUUCUGUCUUCAGUUCCUGAGGUACGAGUUUAUGAUCUUUUGCAAUAUGAACAUGGUGCAGAUGAUGUACUGGUUUUGGCCACAGAUGGCCUCUGGGAUGUCUUAUUAAAUGAAGAAGUGUCUGAAGCCGUUACAAAUUUUCUGGCUUGCUGUGAUCCAGAUGACCCUCAAAGGUACACGCUAGCUGCUCAGGAUCUGGUGAUGCGUGCUAGAGGUGUCCUGAAAGACAGAGGUUGGAGGAUAUCAAAUGACAGGCUGGGCUCAGGAGAUGACAUCUCUGUGUACGUCAUCCCAUUGAUACACGGCAAUAAACUGACAUGAAGGAAUCGGCUACAAGUGCAGGGAAUGUUAUGUUAUUAUGUACUGUUAACAUGUUGUCGAAAUAUCACUACUGAAAUAAGGCUUUGCACAAUCACCUUAUUGUGCAUUUGGGACCUCAGAACAUAUGUAACGCUGCUAAUUUGUUAUGUCUUGUGUUGUACUCUAAGGGUACGUCCAAAUGGGGGGGGGGGUAUGUGGAUUUACCACUGCAGAAUUGUGACUUUCAGUAGCAGCAAAGUGGAUGAGAUUGCAAAAAAAAAAAAAACAUCUCAUCCACGUGCCACUUAUAAAAUCUCAGGUGGAAAGUGACCUGCGGAUGGAUUUUAAGUGUGCGCCACGUAAAUUUAUGCUGCCGAUUUCCACCAUGAGAUUUCACCCUUUGCAAAGCUUAGGGUGAAAUUUGCUAUAUAAUGUGCAAGAAAUCCUCAUCAUGGGAAAAUCCGCGGCACAAUUUUUCUUGCUCUGUCACUGUACCCUAAAGCUUCCUGCACACGUUGCAGAUUACGCAUGUCUUUUUCUGCACAGAUUCUCAUGUAGAAAAAAAAUACGCAACCAGCAAUGUGAAUGAGAUUAGACAAAUCUCAUGUACGCGUUGCUUUCUUCUUUCGUGCGGAAGUUGACCUGCUGUGUGGAUUUUGAAAUCCACAGCAUGUCAACUGUGCAAUUUUACCCUUUUCAAUGGAAGGGUGAGAUCUGUGGGAAAAACCGCAUCAAAUCCGCAACAAAAUCCACGGGUAACAUAUGCAGAUUUUGUGCGGAAACGCAUAGUAAUUGAUGCAGAAUUUCUGCUAGACUACCUGCACCCGUGUACAGGUAGUCUUAGGGUGUUCUCACACACGUAGUCAGAGCCAUAAGCGGAUUAAACAAAAUGAGAAAAAAAAGCUAAUAUUUAUUCUUCUUCCCACUGGAUCCAUUUCCAGCAUUGGCUCAAAAAGCUGUAUCAAAAAUUGCAGUGGCUUUUUUCCAAAAAAAAUAAUGUGUGAAACCAGCAUAAAGAUCAAAACCCUGUUUUAGUUUCCUUAUGCUGCCACAUCAUUUUCAACAUUAAAAUACUGUCAGUUAAAUUAAAUAUUUCCCAACGGCAGCAACUGUACUAAACUAACAAACGAAGUGAUACUUUUUCUUUCCUGCCGCUUCCUGCUUUGGUCCUUCCUGGCGAUGUCUGCUCUCGUUCACUGCAGCCAAUCACCAGUAAUUGGAUGCACAGUGACCUGGUGUAUGAGAGACCACCGCUGCAGCCGGGAAGAUGGCGUUAGUGCUGCAGGAGUGGAGUGCAAUGCUGGAAGCAGCAGGGAAGAAAGUUUAUAUUAGUACAUUUACUACGUCUGGGAAACAUUAAAGGGAUAUUCCCAUCUGAGACAAUGGUGGCAUAUCGCUAGGAUAUGCCCCCAUUGUCUGAUCGAGAACGUGGCCUGCAAAGUGGUGGCUGGAAGACCCCGGGUUUCCCCAGUCCGGCCACCACCAAUCGCUCUCCCCAUAGAUAUGAAUGGGAGCGCGCCACGCUUGCGCGGCCUCCGCUCCCAUUCAUUUCUAUGGGGCCAAUGGAAAUAGCCUUUUUUCAGUGGCCCCAUAGAACUGGAUGGAGGGUAGCUGCUCAUGCACGGUGCGCCCUGCUUCACUUUGCCGGCUGCAUUUACGAAAUAGGUGCGGAUCCCACCUCUGGGACCUUGCACCUAUCAGACAAUGGGGGCAUAUCUUGAACAUUUGGAUGGUGAAGUGUAAAGAGGUUAAUCCAUCUAGACAUCUCCUACAAGUGUACCUUUACUUAUAAAUCGGCAUUUACCAGGUGCUGUUAGACUUGGUUUCUGUAUGUUUUUAACAGGAUUGCCAACCGUCCAUAAAUUCAUUGACAGUCCAAAAAUAGGCCAGUGUCCAUAUUAUAAAGUAGAUGCAUCCUUGAUUUUUUUGAAGCUUGUACUUAUCAUGUUUACAGUAAUGCUGCUAAUGUGUAUCUGAGCUAUAGACAUAUCUCAUACCUUCUUUAUUUUCCAGUUAGUAAAAAUAUUGGUUGUCCGUAAGAUAAAAGGAGGUCGCCGUACCCUGUUGGAGAACUCACUCAGAGAACCCAGUAGCAUGUCCUGCCCAAUGUCCAUUGUAUCUUCUGGAAUAAAUUCACAUGUGCUCAGUGUCCCAGGUUUCCAUAUGCAGCAUGUAACUUAGAAACUAGGGAGAUGAUUGUGAUUUCCUCGACUUCCACCCUAGCGUGCAGCAUGGACAUUAGGCAGUUCAUAAUCUGAGCUGACAGAAUGUUGUAAUUAGAUUCGUAUUUAUAAUGUGGUUCACGUAGUAAGGUUUAUUUGUCUUUCAACCAGGAACCAUUAGUGCUUCCAUUCCUAAAAACCAGUUUUAGGGUACAUGCAUUUUAAUAGAGGAGGAUGACUACUACACCCAUCAUUCUGUACCUAGAGCUUACAAUUAACCACUCUGGUCUACAACCUUUUGUGAAUGUGGUCUUUAUUUUUGGAAUCUAUUAACUGGAGUUUUUUUGCUUUAUGUGAAGUCCAGAAGCACUGGAGAACAGUUGCUACAUUGCAGCUAUGUGGCUCCACUGAAUGCUAUCUGGGGUGUUUUUGUCAUUAGAGAGUACGUCUGACAUUUAUAGUUAUAAAUGACACUAUGGACUGUUACAUGUGGCAUCAGGUUAAUAGUCCCUAGUGUGACUUGAUAUGAAGAAUCGUAUAAGUAGUGUUUAGUAUUUCUAACAGAUAUUAGAUCCCUCCAUACCCACCAACUAUGUAUUACAUAAGACCUUACAGAACAACCCCCAUCUGUUUGUGCCUAAGGAAUUUAUUAAUGCUGCAUGCUACUUCAGGUUUGAAGAUUGUAGUUGCUUCAUUUUCGUCUUCAUAUAUCCAUACCAUACCGAGAAAGCCAUUUAAUGUUCACAUACGAGCUGAUAAUAUCAGAGUCAUUCAGAGGACAUAAAUGUGUCAUCAAGCUCACGGAUUCUUGAUGGUAUUAUUGAAGCCAAGUUUAGCUUCAGCCUGGACAGGAUAGAUAAUCACAUUAGAUUUAUAUUGCACUCAAUAUAUCUCUGGCACCAGAUAAAUUGAAUUCUUCUGACAGAUUACGGUAAGCAGUAUUUCAUCAAUACUCAUCGCUUUUCUUUUGCAUUCAGUUGUUCUUCCAUUUUGUAACUAGUAAUGUAUUUCUCUCCAGAAUACAUCCUUAAGGGGGUUGUCCAAGCCCACAGCAGUAUUAAUUAUGGCCCCGAAAGUGCCCAGCCUAAAGGGAAAAAAAA
Messenger RNA from Bufo bufo (common toad), 4933 nucleotides. It is a transcript of the gene PPM1H, whose product is annotated as protein phosphatase, Mg2+/Mn2+ dependent 1H. The transcript has 10 exons. NCBI's taxonomy places the organism in Eukaryota, Metazoa, Chordata, Amphibia, Anura, Bufonidae. Gene Ontology annotation, molecular function: protein serine/threonine phosphatase activity. Gene Ontology annotation, biological process: protein dephosphorylation. The record is from RefSeq and is a predicted model, not a curated record. Bases 160 to 1692 code for a protein of 510 amino acids.